Molecule: messenger RNA, 1343 nt
Organism: Exaiptasia diaphana
Lineage: Eukaryota; Metazoa; Cnidaria; Anthozoa; Actiniaria; Aiptasiidae
Product: 25S rRNA (adenine(2142)-N(1))-methyltransferase-like
Exons: 1
Coding region: 37-870 (277 amino acids)
Cellular component (GO): nucleolus
Molecular function (GO): rRNA (adenine) methyltransferase activity
Source: RefSeq, a predicted model, not a curated record
AUUGGACUGAGUAGCCCGGCCUUCUGGUUAAGUGCAAUGGCGGACAGAACAUCACAACCAAGCAGAAAAAGUAAGAAAAGAUCGAAAAAUAAGAAAACAAAACACCUAAACCCUGUUACAUUUACGACUUCAAACAUAAGGAAAGAUAAUAACCUUAUAAAUAAGUAUCAUGCUUUGGUGAAAAUUCAAGAAUCAGUAAAAAAAGCAAGGGGACUUACAAAACAGGAGCGCGAGUAUAAACUCAAGGAUUUGAAUUCUAAAAUAGACAAACUUGGAGGYAUUAAUGCUUACCAAAAAGCUUCCAAGCUCGGAGAGAAACAUUCUGGAGGUUUUAACAGCGCCAAGUGGGUGGUGAGCAAGUUAAAAGAACACAAUAUUCGUGGUUGUGGUGGUAAAUUAAAGUUACUUGAUGUCGGAGCUCUGUCUUGUAACUACACGAAAUACAAAGCUUGGAUUGACUGUACUGCUAUCGACCUUAACCCCCAGAAUAGCUCAAUCAUCAAAGCAGAUUUUUUAACCCUCUCCUGUCGUAUACAAUAUGAUGUGGUGGUGCUGAGUCUCGUAAUUAACUUUGAAGGCGAUUGUCGUCGCCGUGGUGAUAUGCUAAGACUUUGCUCAAAGAUUGUCCUUAAAAAAGGCAUAUUGUUCAUAGUAUUGCCCCUUCCAUGCGUGGAGAACUCAAGGUUUCUUAACAAGGAACUUUUUAUAUCGAUGACAGUCAGUUUAGGGUUUACUGUUGUUUCAGAGCAUUGCUCAAGCAAACUUUACUUUGUAAUGCUUAAAAACAAUGGAGAGUCAAUCAUGAAGGAAUUUCCGAGGAAAACACUCAAAUCUGGGAAUAGUUACAAUAACUUUGCAAUUAUAUUUUAAUAGAUUAAUUGUCUGAAGUAUGUACUAGUGUAGGAUAUCCUAUCAGUAGCCUUAAAGCCUGUUACUGAAGUCCGAGUUUAGUUUGCUUUCAAAAACCUUUUUGAGUCAGAUCAAAUAAAUGGUUGUAGGUUGGUCUAUUCAUUACGAUGUAAGUGCUACUUCAACCUAAAAGAUAUUUAUUUUCGUCAAGCUUUCGUUUUUUCAUUCAGUCUUGAUAAUGGCUCGGUGAGCCGAAAGCUUGACGAAAAUAAAUAUCUUUUAGGUUGAAGUAGCGCUUACAUCGUACUUUUUGAGUCGCUUUUGGAUAUGAUAUUACCUAUUAAAUUUGCUUAUGUUGUUUUCAAGCUUCCUCUAGUUUGUGAUAUAAUACCAGUGGGGGCCAACUUGAAUGGUAUGCUACUUUGGCACACAAACAUUUCUUAACUAUGACAAGUGUUUUAAUUGAAAAGGAAAAGAAAGCAAUAGAAAUAUGA